Molecule: messenger RNA, 1255 nt
Organism: Talpa occidentalis (Iberian mole)
Lineage: Eukaryota; Metazoa; Chordata; Mammalia; Eulipotyphla; Talpidae
Gene: CUNH12orf75
Product: chromosome unknown C12orf75 homolog
Exons: 5
Coding region: 146-334 (62 amino acids)
Source: RefSeq, a predicted model, not a curated record
UUGGCCUCAUUUUCACGUUAUCUUUUCCAGCAUGGAAUAAUUCAAUCUUCAGGCUCUGAGCUCUGAGGGAAGAUUUAAGAAUGAAGUCAUCCAUCUCUUUCUGUGCCCUUCCUGAUCUGCCUUAGUACUGGCAGAGAAUAGGGUAAUGAGGCCUGUUUUGGAGAAACUUCUGGGCUCUCUGAGUGUCAGCUGUUCUCAUAAAGCCGGGGGAAGAGCCGAAGAAUCGAUAACAGAUGACGACAAGAGGAGAAACUACGGAGGGGUGUAUGUUGGCCUACCAUCUGAAGCUGUCAAUAUAGUCUCCAACCAAACAAAGACUGUACGAAAAAAUUAGAAGAAAAUAGUAUCAUGACUCAUGACCAAGAGCACCCUUAUCAAGAUCUGGAAAGAAUUUCUUCCCAUGGGACAUUGGAACGGGCACAGACAUUCUAAGAAAUUCUAAACAUUCUCCUGUUCUCCUGGCCACCCACCUUCCCCAAUAGUCUUAAGUCUAGAGUCUAGUUAAAACCGUGAGCACGUGUUGGCUGUUGUCCUAGGUAGGAAUUGGUCCAACAAUACACUCGGACGUGGAACUUUCUGUGGUACAUCUGUAACAGAUGAGCUGAUGCUGUUUGGGUCUGCUGGGCUCCGGCUAUUGUGGGCCCCCCACCACCUAUGUCCUGGCCAUGUGCCUGGCUCAUGAAGAUCAUGUCUUUUCACUGAUACUUUUUGAUAGUUUUAUAUGAUGAAAUCCUUAUUCUAUUUAUAACUUAAAACAAUAAGGCACUAUAAAUAAAUUACCAAAGGUAAUGUAUUUGUCUGUGAUCUUUCACUCUUCUUUACGUUAAUUUUCAGCUGUAAAAUUGUUCAUUUGAUUCUCACUGUGACUGCUUUCCCUUUUCCACGGCUUGAUUUUCAGUUAUUUAAAUGUCAGAAUUUCCUGCAUAGGGACGUUGUAUUACAUGGCAACAUUUAAAAAUAAACUGUGGAAACGUGCAUGCCAUUCGCAUACCUUGAUUAGCUUCCUAUCUUCGCUAGCCGAGGCUUCUGGGAUGGCCCAGGCUUCACUGGCGUCGAGCGGCCCGCGUGCCCUCGGUGUGUUCACGGCAUCUCAUCACGUUCAUUCGAUACUAUUUUUGAAGACUUGUGACUAAUGGUUAGUAGGAUGUUUGGAAAGUUCUUAAUUUGCUAAUAAGCACGUGUGUCCACUCGGUAGAGCAGUGUAAAUUUUUCAAUCAACCAGUGUAUUUCAAUAAUUAAAACAUUUAUAUCCUCU